Esox lucius (northern pike) is the source of this 3168-nucleotide messenger RNA. It is a transcript of the gene zdhhc13, whose product is annotated as zinc finger DHHC-type palmitoyltransferase 13. The transcript is spliced from 17 exons. Gene Ontology annotation, cellular component: Golgi membrane. Gene Ontology annotation, molecular function: protein binding; palmitoyltransferase activity. Gene Ontology annotation, biological process: protein palmitoylation. The coding region runs from base 96 to 2033 and encodes 645 amino acids. Lineage: Eukaryota; Metazoa; Chordata; Actinopteri; Esociformes; Esocidae. The record is from RefSeq and is a predicted model, not a curated record.
UUUGUGCCUCGUCGUAUCCAGGAAGUUGAGGCCAAAAGGUUUAGCAAGAAAACGUUUCCUUGUAUCUUGAGACUUAACGUUUCUGGCUUUCUAAUAUGGACUGGAAUGGAGAUAACGAUGGUAAGAACCACGACAGUUGCCAUGGCCACGGCGGCCAUUCCCAUGGGCCUGCGGUGCAUGGAUUCGGGGGUCACGGUGGUGGGAUGGCGCACGGGUUCAUGCCUGCUUUCCAUGGCCAAUUUGGCCCAAGAGCUGAGCAGAUGAUGGACCCCACACAGCAGCCUAAGAAACGGUCACAUAUGGACGACAGCAGCAGCUGGGACAUUGUCAAGGCAACACAAUUUGGUGUCCUUGAACGGUGUAAGGAACUGGUGGAGGCUGGUUACGAUGUGAGACAACCUGACAAGGAGAACGUCUCCCUUUUGCACUGGGCAGCCAUCAACAACCGUACAGAGGUGGUCAAGUAUUAUAUGUCGAAAGGGGCCGUCAUAGACCAGCUUGGUGGUGACCUGAACUCUACACCCCUGCAUUGGGCCAUAAGGCAAGGCCACCUCUCCAUGGUGAUCCAGUUGCUGCGGUACGGAGCCGACCCGUCGGUGUCUGACGGCGAGGGCUACCGCAGCCUGCAUCUGGCCAUCCUCUUCCAACACAUGCCCAUAGCAGCCUACCUGAUGGCCAAAGGGCAGGAAGUUGACUUUCCAGACUCAAAUGGGCAGACACCCUUGAUGUUGGCAGCGCAAAAGAUCAUUGGGCCCGAGCCCACUAACUUCCUGGUCAAGUGCAAUGCAUCGGUAAGUGCAGUGGACAAAGUGAACAGGAACUCUCCGCUCCACUGUGCCGUGCUGGCGGGAAACGUAGAUGCCGCACACAUUCUGCUGGAGGCCGGGGCCAGCGUGGAUUCCGAGAAUGCUAAUGGUCACACACCCUUAGACUUGGCCCACCAGGUGAAUAGCCCCCUUCUCAUCCACAUGCUCAACCACGUCAAACAGGAAAGGAUCCGCUCCAACUCCCGCUGUCUGCGCUUUCUUAACCGAUACAAGGUGUGCACACAGUUCACAUUCUCUGCUGCGCUGUUAGGCAGCGUGGGAGCGAUAGCUGACUUUAACUCGGAGUCCUGGCUCCUCAAAGGGCUUCUGCUGGGUGCUGUCAUUGCCGUGAUCAACCUGGCACAACGACAAAUGACAAGCCCUGCCCUGAUGUCCCUGGUUCCUGCCACAGCUCUGAUGGCAUCUGUCUUCUGGAUGAUUGUCACCUGGUUCCUGUGGUUCCUUCCUGAUGGUCCCAGUGCCGCAGUUCAGGGGCUGUUUGCUCUCAACUCCACGGCGCUCCUCUGCUGCUACUUCCGUUCCUGUAGAACCGACCCCGGUAUCGUCAAGGCCACUGAGGAGGAGAAAAAGAUGAAUGUGGUGUUACUGGCGGAGGCGGGCUGCUUGGAUCCCAGGAUCUUCUGUACGUCCUGUAUGAUGAAGAAGCCCAUGCGGGCCAAUCAUUGCUUCUCAUGUGACGCCUGCGUGGCGAAACAGGACCAUCACUCAAUCUGGAUCAAUGGCUGCAUAGGAGCCAGGAAUCAUCACUACUUCGUUCUGUUCCUGUUUUCGCUCUGCCUGAUCGGGGCGUGGAUGUUCUACGGAUGUCUCGUGUACUGGUCCAAGCACUGCCCGUUGCACUACCAGGAGGAGGGCAUGUGGAGUGCUUUAUCUGCCCUGGUAGGCUGCUCUUCCUGGGUGCUUGGCAUCUUCUGUCUGGCCUUCUUCCAUACCUCCUGGGCCUCCAUUCUCCUGGCCUUACAGCUCUACCAGAUUGCUUUCUAUGGCCUGACCACGGCUGAGAGGGCCAACUUGAUGCUUCGCCAGAGGAAACUCCCACAAACCAUCUCGCUCAGGCAAAACCCAUACAAUUUGGGUGUGGUGAGGAACCUGCUUUCGUUCUUCCAGCUUCGUUUCUGCGGGCUGUUCAAGCCGGUUGUGGUCGAUUGGACGAAGCAGUACCCACCUGGCCGAGAACACAUGUUCAGCCACCCUGACAUUGUCUAAGCUCCAGAGGUUCUGAGGACAUCCAUCAUGAUUCUGGAUCAAGUGGACGGACCUUAAAUAUUUUUGUUAUCUUUUAUAUAUCUUGGACUGUUUGAGAAGAAACGCCACUGUAAAUGGACAUUUGCAUGGAGGGAAAUGUAAAUAUAUACAUUGACUUUUUGUACAGACUGCUGCUGCCUUACACUGGUACAUAUUAUGAGAAGUCUAGAUGUAUAAUUUGGAUGUAGUUAAAUUGGCCUUAACUUGGCUUACAAACUUUAACGGUAAUUGUUUUGAUGAAUAUAUAUACUACUGUUCAAGUUUGGCGUCAGUUAGAAAUGUCCAUGUUUUUGAUAUAAAAACAAUAUUGUCCAUUAAAAUAACACCAUAUUGAUCAGAAAUAGAGUGCAGACAUUGUUAAUCUUGUAAAUUACUAUUGUAGCUGCAAACAGCUGAUUUUUAGGAUUGUCUACAUAGGUGUACAGAGGCCCAUUAUCAGCAACCAUCAGUCCUGUGUUCCAAUGGCACAUUGUGUUUGCUAAUCCAAGUUUUAAAACCAGUAAUUUUAAAAGGCUAAUUGAUCAUUAGAUCAAUUUUGCAAUAAUGUUAGCACAACAGAAAACUGUUUGGCUUUUUAAAGAAGCAAUAAAACUUUUGACUAGUUCAGUAUUUUUAGCAUCAGUAAUUGUGGGUUCAGUUACAGGCCAAAAUAGCCAGAAACAAAGAACUUUCUUCUGGAACCCGUCAGUCUGUUCUUGUUCUGAGUAAUUACGGCUAUUCCAGGUGAGAAAUUACAAAGAAACUGAAGAUCUCAUACAACGCUGUGUACUAACAGCACGAACUCCCUGCACAGAACAGCGCAAACUGGCUCUAACCAGAAUAGAAAGAGUGGGAGGCCCUGGUCCACAAGUGAACAAGAGGACAAGUGCAUUAAAGUGUUUACUUUGAGAAAUGCCAGUUUCAACACCAGUGCCAUUCCUCAUUGUGGGAUGUGCUUCAGGAAGUAUGGGGUAAAAUCUCUUCAGAUUACCAAAAACAAAUUGACAACUAGAAUGCCAAAGGUCUGCAAGGCUGUGAUUGCUGCAAAUGGAGGAUUCUUUGACUAAAGCAAAGUUGGAUGGACAUCAUUAUUAUUUAAAUUAAAAAGGAUUGUUUC